UGCAGAGUAACGCCUUGGAAUGUCCUCUCCGUUUAUAAACAAUUGUCGCAGGGAGAGAAUAUUUUUACAUGACAUUUGCACAGCCUGACAGUGUGGAGCUGUGUGCUGCUCUGAUGAGAACUGAAUUUCCCAUAGAGAUCCUCACAAACUGAACAGAAAAAGACUUAACUGCAUUGGGAAAGUCAAGAGUGGAACUUGAAGCUUUUAAAAACAAAACAACUAAGUGAAGAAGCACAAGAAUUUGAUCUUGGGCAGCAUGGCAUCUACUAAGGACCUUUUAAUCCUGGCACUAUAUGGCUUGUUACUAGAGUUACCGACCGGAUGUCAUACAACAGAUACAAGGCUGCCAAGAUUACGUCUGUCACAUAAAGAGCUCUGGGAUUUAAACAGGACAUCAGUCUUUCAUAGCCCAUCUGGAUACCUUGGUCUUCACACAAUGCUGCUGGAUGAAUAUCAAGAGCGACUGUUUGUGGGAGGAAGGGAUCUUGUGUAUUCUCUCAGCUUGGACCGAGUCAGCGAGAACUACAGAGAGAUACAUUGGCCCAGUACACCCCGGCAGGCAGAAGAAUGCACAAUUAAAGGAAGAGAUGCUGACGAAUGUGCAAAUUACAUCCGUGUCCUUCACCGGUACAACAGAACACACCUCCUGGCCUGUGGUACGGGAGCUUUUGAUCCCCUCUGCACUUUUAUCAGAGUCGGACAUCCAUCAGAGGAUUAUCUAUUUCAACUGGACUGGCACAAAUUUGAGAGAGGACGAGGCAGGUGCCCUUUUGAUCCCAGCUCCUCCUUCAUCUCAACUUUAAUUGGGGGUGAGCUGUUUGCUGGGCUCUACAAUGACUACUGGGGGAGAGAUGCUGCUGUCUUGCGUACUAUGGGUCGUAUGCCACAUAUUCGAACUGAACCUGAUGAUGAGCGUUUAUUGAAAGAACCAAAGUUUGUUGGCUCAUACAUGAUUCCCGACAAUGAAGACCGGGAUGAUAACAAAGUCUAUUUCUUCUUUACUGAAAAAGCGUUAGAGGCAGAGACAGGCGCUCAUGCCAUUUAUGCCAGAGUUGGACGAGUAUGUGCGAAUGAUAUGGGAGGACAGCGAAUGUUGGUGAAUAAAUGGAGCACUUUCCUCAAAACCAGACUGAUCUGCUCUGUGCCAGGAAUGAAUGGAAUCGAUACACAUUUCGAUGAAUUAGAGGAUGUGUUUUUGCUACAAACUCGGGAUAACAAAAAUCCAGUGAUAUUUGGACUCUUUAACACUACAAGCAAUAUUUUUAGAGGAUAUGCUAUAUGUGUCUAUCAUACAGCUAGCAUCCGAGCAGCCUUCAAUGGACCUUACGCUCAUAAAGAAGGACCUGAAUACCAUUGGUCUCUGUAUGAAGGAAAAGUACCUUACCCCAGGCCUGGUUCGUGUGCCAGCAAAGUCAAUGGCGGUCUGUAUGGUUCCACCAAAGACUAUCCUGACGAAGCUAUCCGUUUUGCAAGGAGCCAUCCACUGAUGUAUCAACCCAUCAAACCUGUCCAUAAAAGGCCAAUACUUGUGAAAACCGAUGGCAAGUACAACCUAAAACAAAUAGCAGUGGAUAGAGUAGAAGCUGAAGAUGGGCAAUAUGAUGUCUUGUUUAUUGGCACAGAUAAUGGGAUUGUGUUGAAAGUCAUUACAAUUUACAACCAGGAUACAGAAUCAAUGGAAGAAGUGAUUCUUGAAGAGAUGCAAGUAUUCAAGGUGCCAGUUCCUAUUAUUUCUAUGGAAAUAUCUUCAAAGAGGCAACAACUGUAUGUUGGAUCUGAGUCUGCUGUAGCACAAGUGAAGUUCCAUCAGUGUGACAUGUACGGCACAGCCUGCGCCGACUGCUGCCUAGCAAGAGAUCCUUACUGCGCUUGGGAUGGGAUAUCCUGUUCUAGAUACUAUCCCACAGGAAUGCAGGCAAAGAGACGUUUCCGCAGGCAAGACGUUCGACAUGGAAAUGCAGCUCAGCAGUGCUUUGGCCAGCAGCUCAUUGGAGAAGCCCUGGAGAAGACCGAAGAACGGAUAGUAUAUGGAAUAGAGUACAACAGCACUCUUCUGGAAUGUACCCCUAGAACUUUACAAGCAAAAGUGAUCUGGUUUGUGCAGCGAGCCCACGAAGCCAGGAAGGAGGAGGUGAAGACAGAUGACAGAAUCGUCAAAAUGGACCUUGGCCUCUUAUUCUUAAGGCUGCACAGGCUGGAUGCAGGGACCUAUUUUUGUCAGACUGUGGAACACAGCAUUGUUCAUAUAGUCAGAAAAAUCACCCUGGAGGUGGUGGAGGAAGGGCGCGUGGAUGAAAUGUUCAACAAAGACUAUGAGGAGGACAUACCUCACAAAAUGCCAUGCCCAGCACAAAGCAGCAUUCCUCAGGGAUCGAAGCCGUGGUACAAGGAAUUUCUGCAGCUAAUAGGGUACAGCAACUUCCAGAGGGUCGAGGAGUAUUGCGAAAAGGUGUGGUGCACGGACAAGAGGAGGAAAAAGCUGAAAAUGUCCCCAUCCAAGUGGAAGUACGCCAACCCACAGGAGAAGAAGGCACGCGUCAGGCCAGAGCAUUACCGCCUCCCCAGGAACGUAGUUGACUCUUGAUGGACAAAAUCCAUCCAUUCUUUCUGGGAGAAUUUUUAUUUGGACCUAAGGAAUAGGGAGAAAUCAGUUUUGGGUUUGGUAACUGAAACAGGUUUAUAUAUAUAUUAAAUAAUGGGACUGAAAACAGAAAAGUGUUCUGUUAAAUUAUAGCUUAUACUAGCUGUUUCUAAAUAGGUCAUUGCAUCCAGUGUUUUCCAUGUAAGGAGAACAUUGACAAUCAUUGUACUUUGAGUGCUUUAGUCAAUUUCCCAUGUGGACCAUGCUUCUGCUGUAUAUUCUUGCAUAUUAAGGGAAUAUUAAAGUAAACUCAGAUAGCUAAGCAUUGACAAGCAGAAGAAAAAUGUGAUGUAUAAUUUCCAUUGGUUUCACAAAUGUCCCCCUAUUGCUUCUAAAAGCAGCACAUUGCAAGAUCUUAGCUUUCACUUGUGGCCUGUUUGUCUGUAUUCGUAAGAGCCACAAGUUUUGUUAGUGUGGUAUACUCUUAUUUCUAAAGAUGUUGAAGGGGAAUCUUAUUUACUUCCCAUCAUUGCUUGUCUUUACCAGUAAUUUAUGAAGCACAGUGUACUACUAUCACAACUAAAUAGUACUGCCUUGUAACUUGAUGUAAGUCAAAUGCAUGCAGAGAACAAAAGCAGAAUGAAGUUCUUCAGUGUAACUUGCUGUAAGACAUUGGAGUAAUAGUUUAGUCAGAGUGUAAAUCAUGGUUAUGGCAAUGGACAGUUGGCUCAGUAGAUAUAAGAUUUAUAAGAAUGCCCUCUUGUGGAAAAAGAGAGCAUUUCCUUAUCUUGGUGGUACAUUUUCUCCAGAAAUUUAUAUACUUGAGUGUUAUCCACGUUCUCCUGAUUUGCAGCCUAGCUGUUAGUUUUACAGCCUUUCUGCUGCAUGUGCUGAAAUCUCAAAUAUUUCAAACACAGGGUUAGAAAUCACUUGUACUGGGGAAUAGAGCUUAAAGAAAUAAGCAACAUAUUAAGGCAUUCAAUGUACUAUGCUUUUGGUGUAGCAAAUACUGGUGAAAGAGACAGGUAGUGAAAACAACUUGUAUUUGUAUAGUUGCAUGGUCUGAUUUACCUGAUAUAGAAUUUCUUCUUAGCACAGCUAUUUUGCUGAAAUUGUGAAUACUAGGGAUGUGGGAUCAAAAGAAUAAGAAAUCACUUACCACCUAGAAUUUUCAGAGUAUCACUAAAAAAAAUACAAAGCUUUAAUUUUAUGUUUAAUUUUCAUAUUUUUCUUAAAAGCGUAACACAUGUUAGCAUGAAGAGUCACAUGAGAAAUUGGAUGUGAACAUAUGAAUUAGAACUAAAAAAAAUUGAAAAUAUAAGCUCCAGUUGUGAUAUAAAAAUAUGAAUCACAAUUAGCACAGCUGGAAAACUCUAGCUGAGUGUGAGUUCUGCAGGAUCCUUUCCCAUCUCCUGAGAUGGGUUUUAGUGUGUGAAUGAUUACAUCCCAAUUGUGUUGCACCACUAGAUAAAUCAACUGCUUCAGUCAGAACAUGACCCCAACCAUAAUGAAUAGCCCCAAGUCUAUAAAAUUGGUCUGUCUCACAAUUUUGAGGUAACCAAACAUAUAUUUCAGGGAUAUUCCAGUUAACAGGUUCAUAUACAACUCUCAUUCCACCUUCAACUUCUAAUCAAGAAACGGUGUCUGGGAUUAACGUUCUGGGGCACACAGAUUUGUUAUUAACCUAGCAAUCCUGUUAUUAACCUAACACUAGAGUAGAGUUCAUUGCUGUGCACUCCAGUGUCUCUAAGAUACUCUGUAUGUGGAACGAACAAAACACUGUGUCUGAGAGAAGGCAGUUGCUGGGAUCAGAGUCUAAAGCUAGCAUCGGAGUGAGCUUAACUAGGAUCUUAUCUCUUCAAAAGCAUCAUUUGCUGGGUGCUCAGAGGGAUGCUGUGUGCAACUUGCCAGUAAACAGAAGCAAAAGGAGAAGCAGGAUUUCAUAUUAUAUCAAUCACACAGAUCGAUAAACCUCUCUAGCUUCUAGUUAUUUUAAGUAGCCUGCAAUUUAUCUAAGAGUUUGCAUGGCACGUAGCUAGAGGGGCUGGCUCAGUGAUCCAGUGGCAAGGCAUGAGGAGAUCAGAGCUCUCUGCUCCCUUAACCAGGAGAAGCAGAGAACAUUAUGGAAAGCGCAUCUACAGCUGCUUUGGGAGAGGGAACAUCUUGUAGCCGCACCCUGUUGCUGAUGCUGUGUAUGGUGUGAACACCCAGUGCAGAAAGCAUCAGAUGAAUUCAUUCUGCAAUGCCAGUUUGGGGCUGGAGAGGCUUUACUCCAGUUAGUAUCAUAUAUAUUACUACAGUUUCACACAAAAUUGUAGCACUGAAGUCUACGAAGUAGGGGAGGAAAACAUAUAUACCCAUACGCAUCCCUACCUAUUACUUACCUCUUCUUAAUUAGCUAAGCAAAAUCUGACUGGCAUACACAUACCAUCUGACUCCCCCUAGUGGUACAUUAUUACAACCCCACAGAAGUUCUCCGGCAGCAGGUAGGUAGUAGGUUGCUAGGGUGACCAGAUGUCCCAAUUUUAUAGGGACAGUCCCGAUAUUUGGGGCUUUUUCUUAUAUAGGCUCCUAUUACCCCCAACUCCCUGUCCCGAUUUUUCACACUUGCUGUCUGACACCCUAUAGGUUGCUCGACAUUUAAGAGUAGUGGGUAAAGAAAUGAAGAAUACUAAUAGGAGAGAUCCCCUAGGUUAAAGGAAAUAUAAAUUCUCUCCUCCUCCAGGCAUUACUGGACAUAAAGGCAUUCAGGUUUUCCAAGUGAAAAAUAAUCUCUAAAGCAAUUCAUUGAUUGGGGGUUGGGGAAGAUGCCUGGUGUCUGUCACGGCAGAGAUAAAUUUGUGUUAUAGGAAUAUAAUGGGGAUUCUUUAUUCAGGCCACUGGACAUGGACAGCCUUUGGAGUUCUCCCAAGCUCUCUAGCUCUCAGAAGAACUAAACACAGCUAUUCGAGCGACGCCACAUCUCCCCAAAUCUUGUUCUGAACUGAAUCAUCAUAGAAUGUGAUGCUCCACUACUGGGGUAUCAUAGAAUCCACAGCUCUUUAAGGGUGAUGUUGGCAUUUUAUUAAUUUGUUGUCAAGUAGCUCAGUGCUAAAGGCUCAUGUCAGAAGCAGUACCACGUAGUGACAGAAGUAACAAAUCCUCUGUCAGCUUGAGGGAACUAACUCAAUUAUGUGUAUAUGGAAUUCUCUGAGAUUAUAGGUGGAAAUCAGGUGAUCCACAAACCAGAAUUUCUGUUUCAACACAAUAUAUUUUUGAUAGUUUCCUUUCCCAAUGUUAGUUAAAUUUGGAAAAUCAUCUUAAAUUCUUAGCUUGUGCGGGGCCAGUUUGAGGAUCUUUAAACCUUCAUCAUUAAUAGUGACCGUAACAAUUCCUAAAACCAAGAUCUCCUUUAAAAUUAUGACGACUGCGGAAGAAGAGCAAGUGUGACAAUAAUGCAUUUGAGUCAGAUAUGCAUUUUUCUGCACAGAGGUGCUUUUAUAGUAGGCAACGUUAUUUAAAAUGCUUCUUUGUGUAUAUACUGGGUGGUGGUGUGUGUUUCUUUUCAUUAUGGAUUUGAUGUAUUUUGUAUGUGCAUGAAGUGGCCUAAUUAUAUAAUGAAGUACAGUACAGUAUUUGGGUGAUAUAAUCUGUAUGGCUUCCUGUUAUUUAUUUCGGAGCUUGUGGAGCAGUAUUUAUUUUCACUGAUCACCCAAUUGAUAUAUUAUCUCCCAUCAAUUUCUAGUGUGGAUU
This is a messenger RNA of Malaclemys terrapin pileata, 6313 nucleotides long. It is a transcript of the gene SEMA3E, whose product is annotated as semaphorin 3E. The transcript has 17 exons. Lineage: Eukaryota; Metazoa; Chordata; Testudines; Emydidae. Bases 257 to 2584 code for a protein of 775 amino acids. The record is from RefSeq and is a predicted model, not a curated record. Gene Ontology annotation, molecular function: semaphorin receptor binding; chemorepellent activity. Gene Ontology annotation, biological process: axon guidance; positive regulation of cell migration; negative regulation of axon extension involved in axon guidance.